AUGGCACCAUCUGGAGGCGUCGAUUUGUCCCAGAUCUUCGGUGGCGAAUGGCCUGCAGGCAAGCCCCUGGAUGAACUGUAUCUCGAGCGGCUGCAUCCGAGUCUCCGAGCGAUGUUCGCGUCCUCGCCGACGCUGAAGGCGAUGUGGCAGCACGAGGUGAAAGCAGCCCUCGAUGGCAUGACCACAGACGAUGUCUCCAAGCUCAAUCCGAACCAGCUUAAGCAGCUCAUGGAAGCGGAGAAGGAGGUUGACGCACGCAUCGACGAGGUGAACAAGAUGGUGGAGGACCACGGCGAAGCGGUCGAACACCUGAAAAACCUCUUUGCGGGCAACGCGAUGGAGAGUGGGCUGGGUGUGGGAGGCAUCGCGAUUGCAGAAGAGCAGGUGUCUUCCUGGGCGCUUGGGUGCCAGGUGAACCCGCCAGGAACCACCCGCACCUUCCUGUUCUCUUCGGAGUCUGUGAACGAGGGCCACCCGGACAAGAUCUGCGAUCAGGUCUCCGAUGCAGUCCUGGAUGCAUGCCUGAAGGUGGAUCCCAAGAGCAAGGUGGCCUGCGAGACCGCCACCAAGGACAACAUGGUGAUGGUCGCCGGAGAGAUCACCACGGGCGCAGCUCUGGACUACGACAAGGUUGUGCGAGGCGUCGUGGAGCAGAUUGGCUUCGACAGCUUCGUCGAUGACCUGUCCAGCGUGGACAGCAAGGGCUUGAGCUACAAGACCUGCGAGGUCUUGGUUCGCAUCAACAAGCAGAGCCCCGACAUCGCCGGGGGUGUGCACGUGGGCAAGGACGACAUGGAUGUCGGCGCCGGCGAUCAGGGUAUUAUGUUCGGCUAUGCCAGCGAUGAGACCUCGGACUGCAUGCCCUUGACCCAUUCCAUGGCCACGCGCCUGGGCAAGACGCUGACGGAGGUCCGCAAGAGUGGCGAGUGCUGGUGGCUCCGCCCGGACGGCAAGACUCAGGUGACCAUCGAGUACCUGCAGCAUCCGGAUGGCUCCGUUGAGCCCAAGAAGCUUGGCCUAGGAUUCAGGGCCUUUCCUCGAUUCAGCGUACAGGACCUUGAGUGCGCUGGCUACAAGGGUGCCGAGAUGACGGCGCCAACCAUGGAGCAGAUGAACAAGGAGAUCGAGGAGAAGGUCAUCAAGCGCACCCUUCAGUCCAUCAAGCUGAAGAACGGCCAGCCCGCCAUCAGCCUCUACGGUGCCCACACGCACCUGCACAUCAAUCCUUCGGGCAAGUUCAUCAUCGGUGGCCCCCAGGGCGAUGCGGGACUGACCGGCCGCAAGAUCAUCAUCGACACCUACGGAGGCUGGGGAGCCCAUGGUGGUGGCGCUUUCUCCGGCAAGGAUCCCACCAAGGUGGAUCGCUCUGCCGCCUACAUUUGCCGACAGAUGGCCAAGUCGGUGGUCAACAGCGGGCUGAGCGCUCGCUGCCUCGUUCAGCUGUCCUACGCCAUCGGUGUGGCCAAGCCUCUGUCUCUCUUCGUGGAGACCUACGGCAGCGAGAAGGGCGCACUUUCUGUCGACGACAUCACCAACCUGCUCAAGAUCGAGUUCGACUGCCGACCUGGUGCCAUCGCUCAGAGCUUGGCGCUCCGGGAGCCCAAGUACCAGGACACUGCCGCCUACUGCCACUUCGGACGUGAGCCGGUCACCAAGAACGGCAUCAAGUUCUUCGAGUGGGAGAAUGCCAAGGACCUGAAGAAGUAUGCCUCCAUGAACUCCGAUCAGGUCACCGCGGCCCUGAAGAGCAGCAACUACCUCACCAAGUGGGUGGACUAA
This is a messenger RNA of Symbiodinium sp. CCMP2592, 1779 nucleotides long. Lineage: Eukaryota; Dinophyceae; Suessiales; Symbiodiniaceae. The record is from the annotation of a GenBank genome assembly.